This is a messenger RNA of Sphaerulina musiva SO2202, 1779 nucleotides long. RefSeq lists its product as uncharacterized. Lineage: Eukaryota; Fungi; Ascomycota; Dothideomycetes; Mycosphaerellales; Mycosphaerellaceae. The record is from RefSeq and is a predicted model, not a curated record. Bases 56 to 1543 code for a protein of 495 amino acids. The transcript has 2 exons.
AUGCGCAUUUGCAUCUCCGAGCAUCGAACAGCACGACAGCAACAACACCAACAACAUGACUCACGUGCGCUGCCCUUUCUGCAACUCCAUCCAGGGCGACGAGUACAUCAUCCAGCUGCACAUCGAAGAGUUCCAUACUGAAGACUCGCCGUUCGUCCCUCAACGGGGCGAGGCGUCCACGUCUGCCCACGGAACCCAUGCAUCGCUCAGCAGUCAGUCGAUGCCGGAUGAUCUCUGGACCAAGUGUACCCGGCGAGGGUGCGGAGAGUACAUUCAGCUAUCAGCUAUCGAUGAACACCUGGACUUCCAUGCUGCUGCCGAUCUCUCCGAGAUGGACAACGGAGAGCUGGCUCCGCCAUUGCCACCACGGAGAAGUGUGAGUCCCUCAGCCAGUCCGCCACCACCACUGCGCACAUCAAUAGGCCGCGAGCUAUCCGAGCAGUGCAAAGCUAGACUUGAAAAACAGCGGUCUAAGAUCAAGGAGAGGGGGAAGGAAUCCUCUUCGGCUCAUCGCUCCUCCAUUUCUCAGGCCAAAGAUGAGCGACGAUCAACUGCGAGUAGCUUGUUGAGCUACUUCUCGGGCACCUCAACGGCGCUCACUCGCUCCAAUCUCAGAGCACUACAGGCACCGCAGAAUCCUGGACGCCUUGGGAAGCGUGAGCUUGGUCCACAUGCUUACGAGAAGAGCAUGCCUUCCGGAGUGCGCAAAGCCCUCAUCUACGGCGCCGAAGCUCAAUUCACGCAACGUAUUGGCAGUGAUGGAAAGCUGUACACGCAUCGCUCUGUGCCCAAUGAGACGUGCGGCCUUCCGCGAGCCAUUGCAGAUCUUUGCGCGCUUGAGGCGAAUACAGCGGCAACAUACCUCUGCCAUCCCAGCACGAAGCACAUUUACAAGAUUGAAUGCGACGGCAAUUUCUGUGGCUUCUGGUCGAGUCAGGUCGUUCUGACCUACAUCCAGCAUGUGGACCGAGAGGGACCUCAGAGCAUGCCGCAUGUCAUUGAGAUGCAGAGCAUCAUCGAGGACGCGUGGAAAAAUGGGAUCUGUGCGUAUGACAAAGUUCAGACGGGGGGCAUCCUCAACACUCGGAAGUGGAUUGGCACUACGGAAGCGUUGGCCUUCUUCACACAAAUCGGCGUCAAAGUCGACGCUCUCACAUUCAAGGAUGGAGAGGACGAGCACGAGAAGUCGGGGGUGGAAGCCCUUCUGGACUAUAUUGAGGCCUUUUACAUGAGCGGCAUGGACACUGCAGAGAAAGUCGGCACAUCUCACAUCACCCAGCUGCCCCCAAUCUACUUUCAGCGCUUUGGGCAUUCCAUGACCAUCAUCGGCAUCGAGAGACUCCAGGACGGUUCUCGGAACCUGCUUGUUUUUGACUCCUCGUUCGCGACAUCCACGCCGAUGCUUCGUCUGACGGAAGGGCGACGCGCGCGAGCAUUGGUUGGCGAUCUCUUGACACCGUAUCGCCGAUCCGACCAAGCGCUGAGCAAGUGGGACGAGUUUGAGAUCCUGAUUCCACAGUUGCAGGCAGUCCGUCUCCAUUAGGGUAGCAUCCGGGUCUUUCAGAAUCGGUUCGGCAGUCACUCAGGGAAGUCCUUGUGAAAGACUUGAGGUGUCCGUCCGGUGUGAGGCAUAAUCCGACGACAAACCAAUGCGACGCUCGCGCAUCGUUGUUUCCGGCAUUUCGAGGCAACUGUCGGGCUCUGCCCCAGUCCCAGGGUGUUUGCGCAUUGGUCUGUGAAACAUUUUAGGGGAUCGUGUUCAUCCCAAUCGUUUGGUAC